Molecule: messenger RNA, 4457 nt
Organism: Spirodela intermedia
Lineage: Eukaryota; Viridiplantae; Streptophyta; Magnoliopsida; Alismatales; Araceae
Source: the annotation of a GenBank genome assembly
AUGGAGGCGUCGUCUCUUCUCCUCUCGCACCAGUCGUUUCUCCCUCUCCAACCUUUGUUGUCGUCCUCUACAAGCCGGUCGGCCUUGACCUUGUUUUCACGCUCUUCGCGUGGGAAACUCUGCACCAGUGCCAGCCUCCUCCCCUCCAGCUCUUCCUCUUCCUCUCACUAUUGCUGCUGCACGUUCCCUUCCCCGCCUUGGUCGAGCUUUUGGGUGAAGAAUAAGCAGAGACUGCAGGACAACGUUCCCACUUCCGUUGCCUCAUUGUCUUCCUCCUUCUCUUGCCGCGUGGGUGAGAUGGGGAGCGUGUUCCCUGUGGACAGCGGCUUUGGUUUUCCCGAGGAGGAGCUCGAGAAGUGGGACUCCGCGAAAUAUGAGGCGAUCCUCAAGGGUGGGGAGCAGGUCACUUCCGUCCUCAAGGAGAUGGUGAAGCUGGUACUCGACUGGUCUGGAGCUUUGGUUAUCCGAAUUAUUUAAUCCUAUGAUAAAUUUUAUCUUGAUAUUUAUGUUUUCCCCUUCCUUCCUUUUGGCGUCGCAGUUGGAGGACAUGGAAAUGGACGAGGCCUCGGAGGCCGCCGCCGUGGAGCUUGCGGCGCAGGGGGUGAUCGGGAAGCGGGUCGACGAGAUGGAGGCUGGAUUCAUGAUGGCCCUUGACUACAUGAUUCAACUGGCUGAGAAGGACCAGGAUGACCAGGUCUGGCAUACUCCAUUUUUUCUCCUCCUCUUCGGUAAUUUUUCAUUAAUUUGCUUCCCAUCGCUUAAUCAGCCCGCUCUUUGUUUUGCUACAAGAGAAGGAUUGUUCUUCGUCUCGGUCUAAAUUCUGCACUUAAAUCACCCAUCUAGGUGGAUUGUUAAGCACGGGGUUCUUUUUUAUUAUAGCCGGAUUGUUAACUCGAUGGAUCGUAAGGUGAAAGAGUUUCCCUGGUCUCAUCAGCCAGUUUGGUUCAUUGCUCUCUGUCAGCUUGAGUAUGAUUGAAAUUCUGAAUCCUAAGUAUGCACUGGGGUGCAUAUCCUUUGUUUUUACGUUAUCUGUACGGAAAAUGAAGGCAAGAAAAGAACUUUUUGGCUUUAUCUGAAGUGGCUUUGUUUAUAUGUGAGUAGUCAAACUAAUUGAAUGGUAAUAUGUCGUGCUGGUAUGGUGCAUGUAAAGCAUUAUACAUGCGUGAUCUAUUGAAAAUCUGUUCCUCAAUCACGGUGUCUAUAAAUCCUUCUUGAAACAGCCCCCCUUUUCCUUCCUGAACUCUAUCUAUUCUUCCCAUCAGAUCCCCUAAAAAUCUGUUGUAGUGUCGCCUCUGCCGGCCCUGAUCCCUGCAGCCGAACUCUUCUCCUCGAAAGUAAUCUUAGGCUGGCUACAUUCUGAAGUACCUCGCUCUCAUGGUAAAGUAAUCUUCGGCAAAUGGAUAACUUUCACAAGAGGAUUUCAUGGGCCAGUUCUGGUCGUUAGGGACACAAAUUAGACAUUGAUUUAAGAGCAUGCAGCAAAUUGAAGAGGAAUUUCUCACAUCCAUCAGUUGAGUUAACGAAGAAAAAUAAAUGCUAAAGAACUCCAGCUUUAUUCUUGUCGGUUGUCCUAGCUAUAGCUACCUUUCACCGAGCUGUUACCAACUGGGCUUCUUUCUGACAAUCUUCAUGUGGGACUAUAACGAGAUGUUAUCUCCACGUCCUGACGGUUGACAACAAUUUGAUUAAAAGUGGGAAAAAUGGGUAGGAUUGUGCAGGCUCACUUGCAACUCGGGGGGCGUCUUCUCUCUGAUGUGCUAUUUUCUGUACGUAAACUCUUCUAAGGAUAAUAGGUUGCUUUUUAAAGCCUUUGACUCUGAAUCUUUGCCGAUUCCACCCAUGCGCGAAUAGGAAAAUUGAGCCAUAUCACAUGGCCUGAUCUGAGCUAGACCGAUCUUCAAAACGUGGCUUGUAGUCGUAAUUUUUUUGGCGAUCUCUGCUUAAAGGUUUGAAAACACCUGUUUAGAAUUCUUGAGAAGAGAAUGGUCACGGUGUAACUUUUUAUUUUCUUUAGUAAAUCUUAUCUCUUGGCGUUCAAAUAUUAUGAUCCGUGGGUGGGUGUGUAUCCAUGAUGUUUGAAGAUAGAAUCAUGUAUGGCUGAAUAACUUGUUUAGUUCAGGCAUUCGUGCCGUUCAUUCAAUUCCGUUGCUGCACUUUUCCAGAGAAAGUCGCUUCUGGAGGUGAUUAAGCAGACAGUGCUCGACCAUUUGACAAAGAAAUGUCCCACACAUGUGAGGCUUUCUUCCCCAGAUCGUUUCAUGUAAAAGAUCUUCUUUCAUCAUAACCUACAUACCCCGUAUGAAACACUAAUACUGUAAGGCCACUACCGUUUUGUCAUAGGUUCAAGUGAUUGGCCUGCUUUGCAGAACUCCAGGGAAAGAAAGUAGGCAUGAGUUGUUACGCCGAGUAGCUGCUGGUGGUGGCGUAUUUAAAAAUGAGAAAGGUACUAAGGUUCAUCUUCCAGGGGCAAAUUUAAAUGAUAUUGCAAACCAGGCUGAUGAUUUAUUGGAGGUAAAAAUCCAUUUACCAAGGUCUCUCUUCAUCUUCAUCUCCUCUUCUUAGGAUGCUGUUUCGUCACUGUUAUUGUUAUUGGUUCCCUUGUGAUAAAUUAGUAAAACCUUAUAUGGAUGAAACUUUAAUGGUGAAUCUUGUCAGCAUUUGACUUUACCCUUACACAUUUACUUGCCAUUUCUUGCAUCCAAUGCGAUCAAUUUGAACCUGUAUUCUACUCAACAUUGAAGGGAGAUCUAGUUACUUAGCACAGACGUCUGCUGUUAUGCAGUUUAGUGUGCGUUCAGUAAUUUGAUAUAAAAAAUGCUUUGCGCUUCUUUUGGGAGAUUAAUUUUUGAUGGGAUAGUGAACCCCUGCUUCAACGCGAGUGUUUGUGUUCAUUGAAUUCUCUUUUCCGUACUCAAUGUAACUGGAAGUUUCAAUUUUCGUUAUUUUAUAUUGGACUGAUUUUGGUAAAACAUCGAUCAUAGUUCGUCCAAUCGACGUUAAUCAUCUGAAAAUUUCUGGCAAGUCUUUAUUUUGACCCAGGAAAUAGAAAGGAUUAUCUUCUAUUUCUUGUAUAGAACAUCUGCACCAUUCUGGGAUAUCUUGCUGUGUCUAGAUUAUCUUCUAUGCUCGGAAAAUCUCUUCUGCAAUACCUUACUACCCAGGAUCGAUCCUAAUUAUCUGUUUACAGUCGGUAUUCUCCCCUAAAAUAGGGUAAAUACUUUGAAGUGGGUUGACCCAAAAUGCGUCCAAACAACUCUUCCUAAUCAAAAUGGAGUUUCCUUCUGGAACGUGGCCAGCUCUCACUGUUCAUCUUCCCGACGAUCCAUCUUCCCUCGUUCCACCUGAUCUUGGUGAAAUAGCCUAGGAAGCGAACAAAAAGGACGGGCAACCCUUGUUCAGCUGCUGUUGACGCGCGCUUUUGCAGACAAUGGAGUCCAGAACCAGCAUUCCCGAUAGAAAACUGCUCGCGAGGCUCGUCUUGAUAAGAGAGGAAGCUAGGGGCAUGAUGGGCGGUGGAAUACUGGACGAGCGGAACGAUCGUGGCCUGAAGACUCUGCCCGAAGCAGAGGUCCGUGGCUUCUGAUUUUUGUACUGAAUUUUUUUUCUUCUUAAUCUUAUGCUCUUUCUGGUUCGAUUUCACCCACAGAGAAUCUCAUUUUAUCUUCUUGGUGCCAAGCAAUGAACCAUGGUGUAAAAUAAUUUCGCUUUUUUUUUAUACACAUUAAUGUUGGUCAUUAGAUGGAGUAGUGGGUCUGUCUGUCUCCUUCCAUAUUUUAAUUAAUUGCGCAUCAUCAUGUUCUUUUGGAAAGUUAGAUCUCAUAGUUCGUUGAUUGAGUGGCCUAAGUUCAGGUGAAUUUCUUGGCCAAGCUGAUCGCGUUGAAACCCGGGGAAGCCGUCCUGGAGAUGAUAAAGAACGUCAUGCUUGGAAGGGACGAAGGUGCUGAAGACCCCGGCAGCAAUGACGAACACUCCAAGAACAGACGAACCACCUCUGGUGGCAUCGCAGGGAGGGUGAGUUGACUUCUCGUCCCCGUCCUCCCGCCCCCUCCUCCAUCGCUAUGUGCUCCAGCGGCGGUAACUCUAUCUUCCCCUGCUUCGCCCAGGGAAGCGUCACUGGCCGUAAACCGCGCCCUGUUCGUCCUGGGAUGUUCUUGGAGACAGUUUCAAAGGUACCCAGUGAUAAGCUCCCUCUCUCUCUCUCUCUCUCUCUCUCUCUGGUUGCAGUGUCGGCGAAUUUAUCUGCGUUUUGAUUGAUCAUCAGGUGCUAGGCGGGGUCUACUCUGGGAAUGUAUCAGGAAUGACCGCCCAACAUCUGGAGUGGGUGGGUGAUCCCGUUCGUGCGGUUGACUACCACAUUUUCAGAUCUUUGUUGAUGAUAAAAAAGUGGUUGACCUCCCUUCCUCCACUUUCAGGUCCACGAGAAGACCCUCCUAAUUCUUCAAGAGAUGGCCUUCUAA